Oppia nitens is the source of this 1413-nucleotide messenger RNA. Its product is annotated as acyl-CoA desaturase 1-like. Gene Ontology annotation, biological process: unsaturated fatty acid biosynthetic process. NCBI's taxonomy places the organism in Eukaryota, Metazoa, Arthropoda, Arachnida, Sarcoptiformes, Oppiidae. Gene Ontology annotation, cellular component: endoplasmic reticulum membrane. The coding region runs from base 74 to 1330 and encodes 418 amino acids. Gene Ontology annotation, molecular function: iron ion binding; stearoyl-CoA 9-desaturase activity. The transcript has 4 exons. The record is from RefSeq and is a predicted model, not a curated record.
AAUAAUAUUGAUUUGUGGCUAAUUCACAUAUUUUAUCUAAAAAAAGUUAAAAUAAUAGAAAUAAUAAAAUUUAAUGGAUAAUAACGUCAGUCAUCACAAACAACAACUACAACAACAAGUUGUUAAUAUGGGUGACGACACCAACGGAGAGGAAGAAUUGUAUACACAAAGUGAUGAAAAAUUUGAAGACAACAAUAAUGCCAAUCAAUGUCCCGGUGCCGACACAAAUGCUGAUAAAAAGGGUUAUACGUGUAGAAUAUUUGGUUACCGCUGGUCUCAGAUCAAGUGGUCAAAUGUCUUAUUCCUAUCGGCGAUGCACAUACUGGCCAUUUAUGGAUACUAUCACUGUAUAGUUUCGCCAAUCAAAGUAUUAACAGUCUCUUUCAUCUACAUUAUCUCAUGCGCUUCGGGAAUAGGCAUUUUGGUCGGCUCUCACCGUCUAUGGGCACACAAGUCGUUCAAAGCUCGGUGGCCACUGAGACUCGCGCUGAUGAUAAUGCAGACAGUAUCGGUGAACGGCAGUAUAUACUCCUACGUACGCGACCAUCGGACACACCACAAAUGGUCGGAUUCAGUGGCCGACCCAAAAAACUCAAAUCGGGGCUUCUUUUUUGCACACAUCGGUUGGUGGCUACUCAAGAAAGACCCGAAGGUCAUCGAGUGUGGUCGCAAACUUCGAUACGAUGACUUGUGGUCUGACCCGAUUGUCCGCUUUCAACACCGGUUCUACACACCGUUGGUCAUUGUCUUCUGUUUUAUUUUGCCGGCAGUCAUACCAUUAAUCUGGAGUGAAGAUCUGUUGACAGCAUUUGUGUCGUGUGUAGGCAUACGAGCGGUGGUUGUAUUGCACCACAUGUGGACAGUCAACAGCAUUGCACAUAUAUUUGGUGAUCGCUAUUACGAUAAGAGGCUCCGGCCUACUGAAAACAAACUUGUAGUGUAUAUGUCAAUGGGUGAGGGAUCUCAUAACUAUCAUCACGCCUUUCCCUGGGACUAUACAACUAGCUAUUACAAGUGGUACGAAAGCUAUAAUUUGGCGACACUUGUUAUCGUCAUAUCAUCACUGGUAGGUCUGGCCUAUGAUCUUAAAAAGCCUAACAAAGAAACCAUAAGAAACUAUGUCGAGAAAAAGGGUGACAUCAUUGAAAUCGAUAGGAUUCACAACCGGAGUCUAUGUGUACGACUAUUGUUGGGUUUGAUAGAUUGGAUUAUGGGAUCUAUAGUGACCUCAUGGCCCAUAUGGACAAUACUGAUAAUCAAAAUAGCACUCGGCUUUCAAUGGUUUUUCUUUGAUUUCAAUGAUCUUAUUUUUAUUAAAUACUUUAAUUGAUUAAUCUAAUCAUUGAUCGACAAAAUAAAAUAUUAAUUCAAAAAAUGAGGGUAAUUAUUUAAUAUAACAAAAAAUUGUUUUAA